AUUUACCAGAGAUGCUGGUUAGUAUUCAAAAAAGCUUCAAGCAAAGGGCCAAAGAGGCUGGAGAAAUUCUCAGAUGAACGAGCUGCUUACUUUAGAUGCUAUCACAAGGUCACAGAGCUCAAUAAUGUGAAGAAUAUAUUACGAAUGCCAAAAAGCACAAAGAAACAUGCUGUUGGGAUUUAUUUUAAUGAUGACACAUCAAAAACCUUUGCUUGUGAGUCAGAACUUGAGGCAGAUGAGUGGUGCAAGGUGCUGCAGAUGGAGUGUCUUGGAACGCGAAUUAAUGACAUUAGCCUUGGAGAGCCUGACUUGUUGGCAUCUGGAGUAGAGAGGGAGCAAAGUGAGAGAUUCAAUGUGUAUUUGAUGCCAUCCCCUAACUUAGAUGUGCAUGGGGAAUGUACCUUGCAGAUAACAUUUGAGAAUAUCUGUCUUUGGGACAUCCAGAAUCCCAGAGUAAAACUCAUCUCUUGGCCAUUAAGUGCCCUCCGACGCUACGGGCGGGACCCAUCUUGGUUCACGUUUGAAGCAGGGAGGAUGUGUGACACAGGAGAAGGACUAUUCAUUUUUCAGACCAGAGAUGGGGAAGCAAUCUAUCAGAAGGUUCACUCAGCUGCUUUGGCCAUAGCAGAACAACACGAGCGCUUGUUGCAGAGUGUGAAAAAUUCAAUGCUUCAGAUGAAAAUGAGCGAGCGAGCCGUGUCCCUCAGCACCAUGGUGCCCUUGCCCCGCAGUGCCUACUGGCAGCACAUCACGCGACAGCACAGCACUGGGCAGCUCUACGGCCUGCAAGAUGUUUCUAGCCCAGUGAAGCUUCAUCGCACGGACACUUUUCCAACCUACAGGUCAGACCAUCGAUAAAAGACUGUAAAGAACUUUACAAACUCUUUGUCUUCUGACAAACUGCCCCAGUGGAUGACAGUGAUGAUAAGCAAAGAUGGAAACAUGGAAAAGUUCAGGUUGGAUGAAAAAUUCCUGCAAUACAAAGCUGUUGGUUUUUUUUUUUUUUUCUAAACUUUGCCCAAAGCUAAAACUAUUCUGUAGAUAUUGGGGAGGGAAACAAAACCAAUAAACCCUCCAAUGUAUCUUUUAUAUCUUACAGCUGGACAGAGAAGAAAUCACUCCCUAAAUAUUUCCGAAUGUUUUUGUAUGAUAGGUAUGUUGUAAAUAUAUGAAACUUUCCUGUUGUAGUGUGGU
This is a messenger RNA of Leptosomus discolor (cuckoo roller), 1194 nucleotides long. The record is from RefSeq and is a predicted model, not a curated record. Lineage: Eukaryota; Metazoa; Chordata; Aves; Leptosomiformes; Leptosomidae.